Molecule: messenger RNA, 1203 nt
Organism: Trypanosoma rangeli
Lineage: Eukaryota; Euglenozoa; Kinetoplastea; Trypanosomatida; Trypanosomatidae
Product: expression site-associated gene (ESAG-like) protein
Exons: 1
Coding region: 1-1203 (400 amino acids)
Source: RefSeq, a predicted model, not a curated record
AUGAGACAGAGGCUGAUUCGUUGCGUCGCGCUGCUGGUGAUCGCUGUGUGGCUGCCGUGGGGCAUCUUCUGGUUGCGGCUCGACGACAACGAUGCCGAGCUAGGCAUGGCUGAAACCAAAGCGGCACGCACCCCCGCCACUCCCAGGGUUAUCUUUGUCGUGGCGCAGACACGGCCGUCUCCGGGUUGGUGUCAGAUGUUGGCCAGUGCCAUCCUCUCCAAUGUGACAGUGGUGACGGUCGGCCAUGGUGAAAAGUACACGCACAGUCAACGCGUGUUUUGGGUGAUGCACUACAUCGAGGCGGCGGGACUCCGAGACGAGGACGUGGUUGUCUCGUACGAUGGGUCAGACACGCUUCUCAGUGGCGCUCUCACUGUUCAGCGAGCGGUGGAUCGAUUUAUUGCCACAAGCCCCUCCUCGUUUGAGACCUUUGUAUCUGAAGCAGUGCACGGUGCGGAGGCGACUGCCCCGCUCCUGUUUACGGCGGAGGGUAAUUGUUAUCAUCCACAGUUGACCGGUAGCGUUAAAUGGGGUCUUUCCAAGGGAAGAUGCAUUUCGGCGUACAAGCGCGUUGAGGGGGUUCUACAACAGCAAAAAAAAGUUUUGGUUGGAGAGAGACGCAAUCGCUUGCACUUCCUUAAUGCUGGUGGCUAUGUGGCCCGUGUGUGGGCCUUGAAACAGGCAUUCAUGGCGUACCGCACUCUGAUUCGUAUCCGGAAACUGUGGUGUGAUCAAAGUGCCUGGGGGAUGUUGUAUUUAUGGAGCAUCUCUAGGGACACCUCUGUGACUCCAACCGUGCGUCUUCCGUUUGGCCUAGUGGGGCUGGACAUGCACAAUAGCUUCUUUCUUUCCUUGCAUGGCAUGUCUCUGGGGAAGAGCAUACGACUGAUUAGCCCCUCCGCCAUUGACGAAGCUGUAGUGAGAAGUAAACUGCCAUUUUCUCUUUUUUUUGACCUUCUCGACUUCCCUCAUGCUACACCUGCUGUUUUGCAUUUCAACGGCAUUGGACGCAGAGGCGCGGUGCUUCUUGAAACUCUGCGCAACCAUACCUCGUGGUUUGUGGAGACCCAUCGUAACGAGGCUGCCUUGCUUAAGGCGAGGGAAUGGUUGAGGCAGGGCGCGCGUGUGAGUUUACAUGGCAUUGGUGGGAAAGGGAAGGAAGUUCUCUAUGGUGACGUUUGUCGUGCUGGUGCAUUUCUGUAG